AUGCCAAGUGCUCAAUUGCGUGAUUUGGAUUUGGUUAAAUGGUUGGAUAACAAAUUGGGCGAUAAUAAUGAACUAUGGAGUGGACGUCAAGCAGCAUCGUUACUGUCACGUGAAAUGCUGGUCGAACUGGAAACUUGCUUUCAAGCACUGGAAUCUCACGUCAAGCUGAAGAUUGUACUUGCCAUUCCACAUUUGUCUUAUCGCUUGAUGACCAUGUGGAAGGAUCCUCUAUUGAACCUGUUAGACCUGGCUAGAAGAGAUGCAGAUGACUGGAUUGAAACUGUCUCAAAUAUGUAUCGAGACUUCCCAAGCCGUCGCUGUGUGAUUCCGAUUCCAUCAGAUUCCAGCUCUUAUUUUUACAAAACACUGGACGAAUUGAGAAAAAUCGUUAAGAAGCAUGCAGCAGAGGAUAAUCUGCGUUUGUUGCCAUUGGAUAAAUGUGUUGUGUCGCAAUCUGCGAUUAAGUGUCGGUAUGGAAUUGGCGAAGUGGAUGUGCGAAAACAUUUCAAUUUACGCCGACGAGCGAAAUCAUCCACUCUGAAGGCUGAUCUCGUUCGAUCUGCGGAAGUGGGUUCAAAUCCGACCAAAAAUCAGAAGAGCGGUGUAUAUUCAACGAGUUUUCCUAUUCGUAUGCGAAGUACAGCAAGAAAGCCGAAUAAUGAUUUGCCAAUGCGAGGUAUUCCUACCGUAAACACCUGUAAACUAUCCGCUGGUUUCACCAAUGAACCAAGAAAAUUUCAAAGGCAACUUGCGAAGCGUGAAGGCGGCGCUAAAUUGAUUGAUAUUGAUGAAAUACCUCAUGCGCUGAAGAAGAGAAGACGAGAACAAGAAGCUGAAGAGAAAGCAAAGAAACAUAAACGGACACUAUUUCAGGAGGCUCGUCGUUCAGUAUCGAUGAAGUCAACAACGUCCACUUGUUCAGAGAAUGCUGAUACGAUAAAAAGCGCUCCAGAAGCGCCUACAGAGCCAUCCGCUUCGUCAGAGGAGCCGAAGAGUGCAGCAGUUGGUGAACCAGCUGAGCCAUCUCCAUUAGUCGUAAAGCAACCGUCAUAUGCUGAUGUAAGGGAACAGCCAACGAUGGGUUGUGAGCAGCCUGUAUUGGUUAAUCCUGUGCAGACUCGGAUUGAACAACGUGACGCGGCAUUGCGUCGUCAGUGUAAUGAAAUGUUGAGUUCAGCAAACGCUCUCGACGCUCAGGGACAUCGAAUGGUUUCAGCGUUUUUAUCGGGCAACAAAGUUCAUCCAUUCCCUCACAUGGGUGAUGUAGUGACUUUGAAGUUAUCUGAAACUUACGAAGAUGAAAAGCGAUUGGACGGAUCUACGCAACGACUGCGUGUGGAAACUUAUUUCCAGAUGGAUUAUCGAACCGGUGAAUGGAAACGGCUACGAAAAACUCGAGUUCUGCGCGCCGAUGAGAUCAACAUGAUGCAGACGGCAUUUAAUUUUAACGCGGUGCCCUUUGGUUUACCUCAACGUUUCAGCUAG
Messenger RNA from Anisakis simplex (herring worm), 1485 nucleotides. The record is from the annotation of a GenBank genome assembly. Lineage: Eukaryota; Metazoa; Nematoda; Chromadorea; Rhabditida; Anisakidae.